ACAGGCGUCAGCGCUCAUUUAAACUAUUAAGGUGUAUUGUGCGUUUGUGUUAUGUGGUUCUGUAUCCGUAUCCUGUACACGAUAUAACCGUGAUCCUGAUAAAUUUACCUAUCCUAAUGGAAAUGCUAUUAACGCAUUGGGGACUAGAGUCAUUAAUUGGAGUUUUUCAAGAAAAUUGCAUCGACGAGAGCGUUUUAUUAAAAUUAAAGGAGAGGGACAUUGAAAAAUUGGUUCCCCAGAUAGGGCUCCGACUAAAGUUAACCGAAAAUUUGGAAAUCUGGAAAACGAUUAAAUUGGCCGAAAUUGAAUUAGAUACUGGCGUAUCUGAAGCUGAUGAACCGAGAUCAGAAGAUCUGUCUACUAUAUCUUUAGAAAGUGGAAAUCCAGACGCUGCUAGCUCAAUAAUAUUUUUUGACAACGGCGAAUCAACCACACAAGAACAAAAGCGGGAUUUAAAUUCGAUUCUAAACUGCAACGAGGGCAGAGAAUUGCUACAAACAUACGCACUACAAAAAAUUGUUAAACGAAGAGCAUUAGUAAAACUAAUUAUUGAUGAUGAGUUAAGGAAUAAUCCAGACAAAAGGAUUGAAAGGGACCGUUUUGUUUAUUUGGCUCAAGAAAUUCAAAGGACUUUUCCCACGGAAAAUGCUGGAAUCUAUUAUGUGCAGGGAUACAGGGACAUGGAAGGCAAAGCAGUGGGUAACCAUGGAAAGCUAUGGGACAAAUACAUAAACACUAGGAGGAAAUAUAGAAGUUUGGAUAUUAUUCCAUCCACACCAGCCAAAAAAACCAAACCCAACCAGCCAAAUCCAAGUGUAAUUGAAGAAGGUGCGGAGGAAUCUGCCAGUUGGUUAGAGUACAAUAAUGCUCCAUUUACUACGGUCCAAGAGCACUGGAAAAAGAGUCAUUCCUUUAGAUUUGCAACAAAUAUAACAUCUGGCAUUUCAAUCUUCGAUUAUUUUGAGAAAUUUAUUGCUUUAAAAUUGCCAACGGGAAUUUUAUUGUUGGAAGAUGAUUUUAAUCGUUUGCAUCCCGAUAAAAAGGACAAACUGUUUGAACAUUGGACGAAUAUCAGUGAAGCUAUAAUAGUUCUGGCAAAAAGGAAGAACUGUCCCUUAAUCAAACAAUUAAUAGAAAGCAUUAAUAAUUUGGACUCCGCAUCUUAUCGUGUUAAAGAACAUUUAUCAUUACUUCUAUUCCCUCUAAUAUUUCCCAACAUAUACCGAAAAAUUAAAGGAAAACAAACGCCAAAUUUCUCCAAAAUCGAAAUCAAGGAUUCAUUUAUACUGCACAUAAAGGAGGAGGCCGAUUAUGCCCAAAUUUUGGAAGCCAGGGAGCAGAAGUGUGUGCGGUUAAAACUAACAGAGCAACCAUCUGCCAUCAUAGUAGGAGAUAUCGAACAACCCAUUAAAUAUCUAGUUAAAAUAAACGCCCAUGUAUAUGAAGUGGAAUCAUUACUGAAGGCAUUGGAUUUGUGUUUCAAAGCUUGUUUUGCUUUAAAUGCUAAAUAUCCCGUUGAAAGUCAGCAAUGCUUUACAUAUAUACAAAAACACAUCUACGGAAUUCACACAGAGUUUGAUGUAAACUUUGUAGCGGUAAGUUCCGUAAAAUCUGAUCUAGACGCUAUUUUAAUAGAUUCCACAACAUAACAGAUAAAACC
Photinus pyralis (common eastern firefly) is the source of this 1660-nucleotide messenger RNA. RefSeq lists its product as uncharacterized. The transcript is spliced from 10 exons. The coding region runs from base 117 to 1649 and encodes 510 amino acids. NCBI's taxonomy places the organism in Eukaryota, Metazoa, Arthropoda, Insecta, Coleoptera, Lampyridae. The record is from RefSeq and is a predicted model, not a curated record.